AUGCGAUCUUUAAGAGAUUCCAAGCUUUGUAGAGAAGCCAUCGACGCCGUCGGAUGGAGAGGAAAACUUUGUAUGGUAAACGUGAAAGGUGAUUGUGCAAAACAAGGGUUUGUUUACGAUGUGGAUUCCGAUGAGUGGGUGGCGAUGACGGAAGGGAUGUUAGGUGGUUGGAAAGGGCCGGCGACAUCGAUGGAUGAAGAGACGCUAUACGUGGUGGAUGAAUCAAGAGGUAUAUUGAAAAGAUACAAUAACGAUAGGGAUGACUGGUCGGAGGUUAUGGAAGAUAAGAGGCUAAAAGGGGCGGAGUACGUUGCCGCCGGGGGUGGUAAAGUGUGUGUUGCGUGUGAAAAGGACGUAGGGAUUUUAGUGGUGGAUGUGAUGGCCACGCCGCCGCGGUUGUGGGUUGUGGAAACCCCUGCAGGACAUGAAAUCUUGGUUCUUCAUAUUAUGCCGAGGAUGUGUUUGCCGGAGUUUCAAUUGCCGGAAACUGUAUAG
This is a messenger RNA of Lactuca virosa, 495 nucleotides long. NCBI's taxonomy places the organism in Eukaryota, Viridiplantae, Streptophyta, Magnoliopsida, Asterales, Asteraceae. The record is from the annotation of a GenBank genome assembly.